CGAUCUUAUGAUAUGUUUAUUUGUAUAGCCACAUGAAUAUAUGAUCAAUGUACUCACGUGCUUUGAGAUUUUUUACUGUGAAGUUAGAUUUAUUAUAGUGUUUUGUAACUUUUUAAAAUAUGAAAAGAACAGUUAUACUUUAUGUGUGUUUUAGUUUCUUAAUAUGGGACCUGGUGCAAAGUGAAGACUCGUGUAAAAAGACAUCGUCAUGUUCAUGUAAAUUUUCCAAUGGAGCAGCUAUUAAUCUUAACCAGCUUUCAAACACUGAUCAAACGCCAAGAUUUGCAGAUCAACUAGAUCCCAAUUCUAAUGCUGAUGUGUAUUCCUGGAAUCCAUGCCAACCUUUCAAUGAAGGGGACUGCAUGAACGUGGCUGUUUGUAAUGUCCACAACAAUAUUCCCAAUGCGUCAUAUUUUACACUCGGCGAUCAGGAUUCUGCUGUGUUUAGCACUUCAGGAAAAGUAACUAAAUUAACAUAUAUUUACGCAGGAACGGGUGGUGCUCAAAGAUCAGCUGAAUUCACAUUGACUUGUGAUGAAAAUGAAGAAGGUUCACUUGAUGUUAAAGGAGAGAUUCCACUAGGAAGCGGUGAAUAUUUUUUUGAGUUACAGACUAAAUAUGCAUGUGUUGACUUCGGUGGAAUAUCGAUAGGAACAAUAAUUCUCAUAUCGUUUUUAUGCUUUAUUGUUGUAUACCUGGUAUUAGGAAUGUCUAUUCAAACCUUUGUAAGGAAAGCAUCGGGAAAACAAAGAAUACCAAAUUAUUCUCUUUGGUCGGCAGUUCCAGGAUUAGUAAAGGAUGGUACAGUGUUUGUUGUCACACGUGGGAAAAGAACGUCAUACUCGAAUAUUUAAAUCUGAAUUCUCUGAAACAGCUUUUAAAGUAUUGAACUUUAGUUGCUUACACUAAUUUACAAAGAGUUUUCAUAUAUACAAGAACUCAACAGUAUUAAGUAAGGUCCGUUGUCUAUUUUAUUAUCUACCUUCUAUAAAGGCUGUUGUGAUUGAAUGACUGUUUGCAAUCUUUGUCAGUAAUAUCUGGAGUAUUAUGACUUCGAUGUAAAUAACACUUAAAAAAAAAUGUUCGUUUUGUGUUUAUCUAGCUACUUUGAGUUUUUUUUAUACCACUGUUUUUACUUGUUGGUAAAAUAGCAGAAGUCAUGCAUUGUGUUGAUAAACUCUAUAUGUUAUAUAAGAAUUAAUCUUGUACAUUCAAUAAAAAAAAAUAUAAUAAGAUAACUGAAAACAUGUGCGUUCAAGUUGUUCUAUUUUAAUCAAAUAACACUGUGUAUCAUCGUCAUUAGGAAUAAGGUACCAACAAAGCGGUUGGCUAUUCUAUCAAAGUCUAAACCAGCUGUUUGAAAAUGCAUGUCCUGUUUUACCUAUAUUGCAUCCCACAUCUAUAAAGACCAUUCAUUUUUACAUAUUGAAUAAAAUCGAUCUAAAACUCUCUAUUUUUAUUUGUUUAUUUUGUCCUGAAUGCUAGAAAUUCAAACUUUUUGAAUUACUUAGAUUUAAUGAUGCAGUAUAUAUGUUGUGUUCAUUUGAAAAAGGAUUUUCCUGUUUUACCUUCAGAUUGCAUGCCACACUACAUAUCGAAUAAAACCAAUCUAAAACUCGCUUAAUCUGUAAGUGUAAAUAAUAAUUCUACGUAUUCACAAAACAACUUCCUUGUCUAGUGCACAACUACAUGUACAUGUAUUACAUGGACUUACAUAUACUGUCGAUCUAUAUAAUACAUGUUUACGUUUCCUAUGUAUAUGAUGUAAACUUGCAAAAUGUAAACCUAUGUAGUAUAUAAAGACCUACAGAUUUAUUUCAUACAGAUAACUCUCAAUUAGAUAUCUCAGUCACCAAAAACCAUCAAAAUGAACAAAUCCAUCAUCCUUGUCCUGGUCCCAUGCCUUGUUGCUUUUGUCAUGGCCCAGCAAUACGGAUACCAAUCCGGAUACCAGUCAGGAUACCCAGCUUACUACGGAAAUCAACUUAAUGCUUACACACAACAGACCAGACUGUACAACUAUGGAAACUCUGCCACAGCUCAACUCCAAGGAGCCAAACUUCUUAACUACUUGUUCGGAUUCUUGCUUCUCUUGGACUUCACAAACGCAACAGGAAACACAUUGAGCAGCAACUUCUUGGGUUAAGCUAUAUGAUGCUUACUACGUAUACAUAGUCAACUUAAAAUAAGAUGUUACUGCAGGAUAACUUGAUUUGCUAGCUCGACCUGCAUUACCUUAAAUUACGUCGUUUCUCGGUUCCAAUGUUGUGUUUUCACAAGAGUAGAAAACAGAAGUUUUACUGAUUAUUUAGUGUUUCAAGUCGAUAUGCAGAAGUUUAUGUUAACAACUUAUAUAAUUUAUUUUUACAGUUACUAAAAUAAAAAAAAAUGUAUGAAUAA
Messenger RNA from Mytilus trossulus (common blue mussel), 2400 nucleotides. RefSeq lists its product as uncharacterized. The record is from RefSeq and is a predicted model, not a curated record. Lineage: Eukaryota; Metazoa; Mollusca; Bivalvia; Mytilida; Mytilidae. Gene Ontology annotation, cellular component: trans-Golgi network. The transcript is spliced from 10 exons. The coding region runs from base 120 to 854 and encodes 244 amino acids.